AUGCCUCUGCUGGCCCAUAGAGGGCGACGGAGCCUGGAGGCCGGUACCGUCACCUCCCGACGCGGCCGGGCACAUUCCCCCUCCUGGGGACCCACUGGCCUGGCCUAUGCUCACCCGGCGUUGGCCCCGCUGCGCGGCGCCCAGUCCAGAUGCGGCCCGGCUGCUGGAGCGGAGUGGGGAGCGCGGGGGGCAUUAGCCGCCCCUGGGCGCGCAGAGCCGAAUCUCAGCAGCGCUUCGCCGGCUCUGCGCCCAGCAUGGCCCGGCCGGCCCCGCCCGCCGCCCGGCCCCGCCCGCCAGCGGCGCUCCUCCCCCGCCCGCCUCCAGCAGCCCAAACUGGCUGCGCCGGGCGGCAACACCGCCUCCUGCGCCUCCACAGCCGCCGCCGGUGAGCGGCAGAACCAGCGGCGUAGCGCAGCCCCAGCGCGCCCGAUGCCGCCAGGCCCAGCCUGCCCAACUCGCGCGACGGCCUCGGGCGAGGCCCCGCACGGCACUCUGGGAGUUGUAGUUCGUGCCGCGCGGUCCCGCCCGGCCGCGGAGGCACGCCCAGGACCCGGAAGAGAGAGAUAUUUUAUGGUCACAGUAACCUUUAUAAAGUUCAGAAGACUUGCAGACCUGAGCACCUGUCACCUCUGCUUCUGGGACAACAGUAAACUUGACAUCGCGAUUACUGUAUAGGAAUCCUUUCCCAUCCGGGGUAUCUUGUAAGCAACUUGGCACACCUGGUGGUACAAAGGGCACGGACCUGGAGACCUGCACGCAACUUUGGCCUGUGAUGGCUCUGGACUCUGUAGCAAACCAACCUCUAAGUCAGUGACAAUAUUUGUCAUGCCACCUGCUGAGCUCGGGGCCAUUGGCCAGCUUCCCAGCCUUGUGUCACUCUGGGCCUCUGCAAACUUGGUUCCUUGAUUAUCAAACAUGUUGAGCAUCCACAGUUGCCUCUAGUCUUUGAAUAGAUCCCUUGAUCCCUUAAUCCCUUAG
Molecule: messenger RNA, 978 nt
Organism: Rhinolophus ferrumequinum (greater horseshoe bat)
Lineage: Eukaryota; Metazoa; Chordata; Mammalia; Chiroptera; Rhinolophidae
Product: forkhead box protein E1-like
Exons: 3
Coding region: 1-675 (224 amino acids)
Source: RefSeq, a predicted model, not a curated record